This is a messenger RNA of Vanderwaltozyma polyspora DSM 70294, 2013 nucleotides long. It is a transcript of the gene POL12, whose product is annotated as DNA-directed DNA polymerase alpha subunit POL12. Gene Ontology annotation, molecular function: DNA binding. Gene Ontology annotation, biological process: DNA replication; DNA replication initiation. The record is from RefSeq and is a predicted model, not a curated record. NCBI's taxonomy places the organism in Eukaryota, Fungi, Ascomycota, Saccharomycetes, Saccharomycetales, Saccharomycetaceae. The coding region runs from base 1 to 2013 and encodes 670 amino acids. The transcript has a single exon. Gene Ontology annotation, cellular component: alpha DNA polymerase:primase complex.
AUGGGCCACACUAAAGAACUUAUUGAUCAAUUCGGUCCUGAAGUAGAUGAUUCUUCAAUUUUAGAGACGAUGGAAUCAUUGUUGAGAAUACAUGCUCUAUCGGUUGAAGACUUAUUUAUCAAGUGGGAACAGUUUUCUGUUCACAGGAAUGAAACUCAUACAAAAUUAAAUCAAAAAAAUUUGGAAUCAUAUAAGGACUUUCUCCAGCAACAAGUAGAAAAAAGAGCCCAGCAGAUUGCAUCAUCAAGUAAUGUACAUUCGUCUGGUGUAAAACCAAAGAUUGUAAAGCCAAUUGGUUCUAGCCCUUCCUUAUUCGGUUUUAAUAUACCAAAAACACCUACAUUGAAGAAACGUAAAUUAAAUGUCAAAGAUAGCAAUGGUGGAUCCGUCAGUAACACUUCGUCAAAACUUGAAUUUAGUGCAGGUCCAGCAAAUACAAUAGAUAUCCGCGAUGAAGGCUCUCAGACGACUACACCUAAUAUCAUGAACUCAAGUAUUCUAGAAUUAGGUUCAGAUGUCAUAGCAACAACACCAGCACCAUUGAAAAGUAGUCAUGAAUCAGGUAAGAUUUUGGACUCUUUAAAUCCAGAAAAUAUGGAAGUAGCAGAAGGCUUAGAUUUUGAAAGUGAAGAUAAAGUGAGGAUAUCGCCAUAUUUUGAUGCUCAAAAGUUCAAAUUUAGGACUAUGAGACAAAAUUUGCAAGACGCCGCUGAUGUUCUUGAUUAUCAAAUAGAAAUGUUCAAAACAAUCAUUCAAAAACAUUAUGAAUUAACAAAUAGCGAUUUUGGUGAUCCAACUAUUCAAUCUCAGUCAGAAAUAUACACCGUUGGUAGAAUUGUCCCUGAUUCUCCAACUGCAGAGGGAUUCUUGAAUACUGAAUCACUAGCCUUGGAGACAUCAAGAUCAGGCGGUAUUGGUAGAAGAGUUAGAUUGGAUUUAACAAAAGUAGCAGAACUGACACUAUUCUGUGGACAACUUGUAGCAUUUAAAGGAAAAAACGCCAAUGGUGAUUAUUUUAUGGUGGAAGAAAUUAUAUCACUUCCAUAUCCAGAUUCACCUGUUUCUACUUCAGAUGAUAUCCAAGAAUCGCAAUUGUUAUUAGAUAACAAAUCCAUGAAAGUAGUUAUAACCAGUGGACCAUAUUUUCCUGACAACAGUUUUGAUUUAGAAUACUUGGUCUCUUUUGUAGAAAAGAUCAAUAACGAAAUUAAGCCACAUAUUUUAAUUAUGUUUGGACCGUUUGUUGAUGUCACAAAUCCUCUAGUAGCCAAAGGUGCUAUUCCAAACUUUCCAAAUUUAAAAUCUCAACCAAAAACUCUAGAUGAAAUAUUUACAAAAGUUUUUGUUCCUCUAUUGAAAAACAUAAACUCUAAAAUCCAAAUAAUCCUAAUUCCUUCAACUCGUGAUUCUGUUUCAAAACAUGCAGCAUAUCCACAAGAUAGUUUGGAUAGGAAAUUACUACAAUUGCCUAAAAACUUCAAAUGUUUUACUAACCCUUCUACUUUUCAACUAAAUGAAGUAUUCUUUGGAUGUUCCAAUGUUGAUUUAUUUAAAGACAUGAAAGAGAUAACAAAAGGUGGUAAUACCUCGAUGAGAAAUAGGUUUGAUAGAGUUUCUGAACAUAUGUUACAACAAAGAAGAUAUUAUCCUGUUCUUCCUGGUGGUAUUAAGAAACAACCAAUUACUGAAAAUGGCAAGAAAAGGUACGUACAUAUUUCAGGAGCAGAUCUAGAUGUUCCUUAUCUAGGUUUAACUGAAUUUAUCGGCGGAUUUGCUCCUGACGUUAUAAUUGUCCCGAGUGAACUUCAAUAUUUUGCUAGAGUUAUCCAAAAUGUCGUUGUGAUUAAUCCUGGAAGAUUUGUCAGACCAAAUGGUGGAAGAGGUACUUUCAUCCAAAUGACAAUAGAAAGUCCUAACUUAGAAAAUGGGAAAUUGACUAAGAUGGGUGAUCAAGAAGAGAUAUAUUUGCAUAACAUUUGGAAAAGAGUUAGAGUAGAUAUUGUUACGAACUAG